AUGUUUAGAUUACAAUCUAGAAACUUACUAAGAAGUGUAAUAACAAGAACUGCUAUACGUCAGCCUAUAAAGAGUCAAAUUACCAAAAAUUUCACAAAUUUUUACUCCACUACCGACAAAAAUACUCAAAAGAAAGAUGAAACAAAAAAACCAGAAUCUGUUUUAAAUGAUGAUAUGUUAGCAAGAGCAGGAUUUGAAGAUUUGGAUCCAAAAGCAAAUAAAGCAGAAGAAGAUGCUGAGGUUGAAAAAGAAAUACAACAAGAAAAAUCAGCAAGAAGAAGAAAAAGAGCUCAAACUUCAAAAGAUAGACAACGUGAAAGAUAUGCAAACAUUUUUUACUUAGCUACUUUAUUAGGUGGUAUUGCUGGUGUUGGUUACAUGUGUAGAGAUUGGGACAAUAUUAAAGAACAAGAAGAUUUAGAUGCAAAAGACAUUGGUGAUGGUUAUUCUCCAGAAUUAAUGUAUAAAAGAUUAUCAAAAAGAUUAGGUUCAUUAUUUACAUUCUUUUCAGAACCUGCUUUUGAAAAUUUAUUACCACCACCAGCUCCAGAACAAUAUAGAAGACCAUUAACAUUAGUUUUAACUUUAGAUGAUUUAUUAAUUCAUUCUUCAUGGGAUACAAAUCAUGGAUGGAGAACAGCAAAAAGACCAGGUUUAGAUUACUUCCUUGGAUAUUUAUCACAGUAUUAUGAAAUUGUUUUAUUUGCUACAAAUUCACAAAUUUAUUCUGAAAAAACUGCAAGUAAAUUAGAUCCGUAUCAUGCUUAUAUUUCAUAUCAUUUAUUUAGAGAAGCCUGUAGAUAUAAAGACGGAAAAUUAAUUAAAGAUUUAUCGUUAUUAAAUCGUGAUUUAGGUAAAGUUGUAAUGAUUGAUGUUGAUCAAGAUUCAGCAAGUUUGCAACCUGAAAAUUCAAUAAUUGUUAAAAAAUGGGCAGGUAAACCAGAUGAUUAUUUAAUUUCAUUAAUUCCAUUUUUAGAAUAUUUAGCAACACAACCAAUUAAAGAUGUAAGACCAAUUUUAAAUUCAUUUCAAAAUAAAUCAAAUAUAGUUGAAGAAUUUACAAUUCGUGAAAAAAAAUUAAGAGAUCAAUGGUCAAAAGAUCGUAAAGGAGCUGGAAAUGCACCAAAUGCAGGCAAUUUUAUUGCUAAAUUAUUAGGUAUGCCUGUUUCUGAACCAAAAAUGCCUUUGGAUAUAAUUAGAGAACAUGGUCAAUUACAAUAUGAACAUUUUCAAAAAUAUUUACAAGAAAAUGCUUCUAAAUUUUUAGAAGAAGAACAAAAAUUAAAAGAAGAAUUUGGUAAAGUUACUUUAAAUAAAUUAAUAACUGAAGGAGCACCAAAACCUGAAGAUAUUGUAAAAGUUCAACAACAAAGAGCUCAAGAAGAAAUUGAAAAACAACAAAAAUAA
Messenger RNA from Insectozyma verbasci, 1407 nucleotides. The record is from the annotation of a GenBank genome assembly. NCBI's taxonomy places the organism in Eukaryota, Fungi, Ascomycota, Pichiomycetes, Serinales, Debaryomycetaceae.